Messenger RNA from Suricata suricatta (meerkat), 2370 nucleotides. It is a transcript of the gene TLE7, whose product is annotated as TLE family member 7. Lineage: Eukaryota; Metazoa; Chordata; Mammalia; Carnivora; Herpestidae. The record is from RefSeq and is a predicted model, not a curated record. Gene Ontology annotation, cellular component: nucleus; transcription regulator complex. Gene Ontology annotation, molecular function: protein binding; transcription corepressor activity. The transcript is spliced from 11 exons. The coding region runs from base 792 to 2117 and encodes 441 amino acids. Gene Ontology annotation, biological process: regulation of DNA-templated transcription; negative regulation of canonical Wnt signaling pathway.
UCCAGUGUCAUCCAUGGGGAACAAGAGGCCCAGCACAGCUACCCCUGGGCUGUUACCCUCUCCUCCUGGCAAGGGGGCUGAGGGUUCUGAGAACAUGCUCUGGACUCUUCUGUCCUCUCUGCCUCCGAGGUCUGCACUCUCCCCAGACCACAACCCCUCUCUGUGCUAUCCUGUCUCUUGAUAGGGAACUGAGGACAACCCCUGCCACGGGCCAAGGUCGACCAAGUGCUGGGGACCUGGAGAUGAGCGAAUCUUGACCUUGAGUCCCCAGGCUAUGGGUUUGGAGAGCUCCCUGCAAGUCCCUCCCCCAGCUCUGAGGCCAGCAUGCAGCACAGACCACGUGGUCCCCAGCAACUCCAACUGGUCUCAAGGCUCCUGGGGCUCUAGCCCCGGAUCUGAACCCACUUUGCUGGGCCCUGGCUCCAACUUGCGCUUGGGCUGCCAGUGGCCAGCUCCCCCUUCUUGCUCUCCCUGCCACUGCUUGCCAGUCCCAGGUGGCUCCGGUGAUCCUGCAGUAUGCCCCCACCGCCUGCCGACCACUGAAAUGGCACAGGCGGUCAGCACAGGCCCAGCCUCCAGGAAGCCCUCACGCUGCACGGCCAAUUUCCUGCAGCCUGCCAAGGACACACGGUUAAUUGGAAAUGGCAGGUCGUGGCCACGCCCACCCAGGAAUUGAGGAACCAUUCAGGAACCAGGAGAUCGGGAUGAACUGGUAAGCCCGGAAGCUAUUUGAUGGACUUAUUUCUCAAACCCAAAACCAGGUAGCUCAGAGACUUCGCUGAUCUAAGAACAUGAGUAGAGAGAAGGAGGAGGACUUGUUCAGUAUACUCGGUAUUUAUGAUGAACCAGAGGAGAGGAGGAAUGUGCCAGAAAGCUCUGGCAUUUCCUCCCAGUCUGAGCACCAAGCGCAGUCUCAAGCAGAGGGGGCGUAUGAGAUGGCCCAGCAGUCCCCAGGUCCCUGGACAUGGCAUGGCCCCAUUUAUCAGGAGACCAGCCCUGGGACCCCACAGCAGCGGGUCCUCCAGACUCCGGACGGAUCUGAUCUCCAGGCCGGCUGGCUCUCUGAGGUGGAGCCAGAAGCAGCAGCAGAAGUGGACCCCAGCAUCCUACCAGGACCCGAGUGUGGCCAGCCUUGCCCCUCGCCACCUCCCAGUGAAGAAGUCUGGUCACUACUUAGGGCAACUCCUCCUGUUCCUGAUGAAGUGGUAGUCAGGCAGAGGGUCCCACGGAAGUCCUGGAAGGUUGGCAAGGUCCGCCACGGAAAGAAUGUCUAUGCCAUUGCUGUCAGUGGCUUGACUCACCACAUGUACACGUGUGGCCGCAGCUACAUUAAGGUGUGGGACGAGAGCGCUCUGCACGCCUUCAACAAGGCCCCACGGGCCCAGCUGGACUUCCAGGACCAUCAGAGCCGAGUCCUUGCCUGCAAGCUGCUGCCUGACGAGCAGAGCCUGAUCACCGGCGGUCUGUCACGAAGCCUGACUCUUUGGGAUCUGGCACCUACACCCCGAGUCAGGGCGCAGCUGGCCUCCACAGGCCCCGUGUGCUAUUCCCUGGCGCUCUCCUCCAACGCCCAGAUCUGCUUGGCUUGUUUCAAAGGAUUUGUCGAGAUUUGGGACUUGCAGAACCAAAUCUUGAUCAGGAGGCAUGAAGUCCCUGAAUAUGGAUCCCGAUGUGUGGACAUCGCAGGCAAUAAGUUCUGGACAGGGGGUGAAGACACCAGGCUGUAUUCCUGGGACCUGAGGAGCUACCAGAGGGUGCAGGAGUACCAUUUACAGAAGGAGAUCCUCAGCAUUACUCAUGAUCCCAGUGAGGAGUGGGUGCUAGUAGGCUUGAGAAACAGUGACACCAUAGUCCUACACACGCACCGGAGGGAGAAGUUUAAGGUCGUCUUUCACAACAAAUACAUCGUUCACCACAACCUCAAGUUUGCCUCCUGUGGGAGCUAUUUCGUGACCACGCGGGAUGAAUCGAUCUACUGCUUAGCUGUACCUUCUCUACAAAGGUUGUUUCAGGCAAAGGAGUCUGCAGAUAUCCUGUGUUGUGAUGUGUCCUCUGACAACCAGUAUCUGGUCACAGGCUCCAAGAAGAGUGCCACAGUUUACCAGCUCUUGUAUUGAAGGUUGUGUGCCAUGACCCUGCUGGCAAAGACCCAGGGGAGGUCAGCAGGCAGAACGGAUGACCACUUCGAUGCCUCAGAUCCUCUGCCUUCCCCUCGAUGGUCUGUCAUCUGUCCAUUCUCUCCCCCCGCCCCCUGAUCCUGCCCCCACACCCCGCACACUCCUAGACUGUGCUCUCAGGUUUUCAUGAGAUGGCUUAGGGGUUUUUCCUUUGUUAUUUUUCUACCACUGAUUUCUGGGUUUGGGUGGGGAA